Molecule: messenger RNA, 658 nt
Organism: Gavialis gangeticus (Gharial)
Lineage: Eukaryota; Metazoa; Chordata; Crocodylia; Gavialidae
Gene: MPV17
Product: MPV17, mitochondrial inner membrane protein
Exons: 6
Coding region: 49-483 (144 amino acids)
Cellular component (GO): membrane; cytoplasm
Source: RefSeq, a predicted model, not a curated record
GCCGGCCCGUUUCUGACGUCACUGCUACGUUGUAAUUCAGGGGCCCUGAUGGGCAUUGGAGAUGUGGUCUCUCAGCAGCUGGUAGAGCAGAAAGGCCUGAGGGGGCACAGUGGCCGCAGGACCCUGAGGAUGAUGACAAUCGGCUUCUGCUUUGUGGGCCCUGUGCUGGGAGGCUGGUACAGGCUGUUGGAUCGGCUUGUCCUUGGCAGCACAAAGACAGUGGCUGUGAAGAAGAUGGUGCUGGACCAGGUUGGCUUCGCCCCUAUCUUCCUCGGCAGCUUCCUUGCCAUCGCUGGCGCGGUCAACAGUCUGUCUGCAAAAGAGAACUGGGAAAAGAUCCAGCGGGACUAUGCUGAUGCCCUUGUCACCAACUACUAUAUCUGGCCGGCAGUGCAGGUUGCCAACUUCUACUUCAUCCCCCUGAACUACAGGUAUGAGCAGGUCACACUGCACCCUCCCACUGCUAGCCCAGCACCCUCCUAGCCCAGGUGCCUUCCUCUUCCUGCACCCCCUGGCCCUGUCCAGGCCUCCAGGCAGAACAACCCCACGCAUCCUGCUCCCCUACCCAGCCCAAACACCCCAGCAUGCCUUGUACCCCAUGCAAGUCCCCCCACACCUGCCCCUCCUUCCACUGGCCCAACACUUCCCAGCUGCCUCU